GCGCCCGUCCCGUUCAGCGGCGGCCGCGCGCGCGGCGAGCCAGCGGACCAGCCGGUGUUCCUGUCGAGUGAGGAGCUCGAGAACAAGAAACGCAUCUACGCCGCCCAGCGCGAGGAGGAGGCGAGGAAGGCCCAGGUCGCACACGAGGCGUGGGACCAGGUGGCCCAGUUUGCGCAGCAGAAG
Molecule: messenger RNA, 183 nt
Organism: Prorocentrum cordatum
Lineage: Eukaryota; Dinophyceae; Prorocentrales; Prorocentraceae
Source: the annotation of a GenBank genome assembly